GAAAAACAAAAAUCCAAUCAUUUAAGUACGCGGCGAGUCUGGGAGCUCACGAGAAUGUUGCUUCCGACCUGUUUUCUGUUUGGCGUCCUGCACCUGACCCCAUUAGUGCAGGCCGUAGGGUUUCCGCCACUGGACGACGCGCGAGUGAAGCAGGUAUUUGGCUGGAAGCAGAUCGAUUUUAAAUAUGCUAGCCCCAAGGCACGGGCAGAGGCCAUCAGCAGCGGCGAAUUCAACCCUUCUGACGUGCAUGUCGCUGGAGUCCAUGUGGCUGGUAACCGCGUCUUCCUCUCCAUGCCUCGCUGGAAACCCAAGGGCAUUCCCGCGACUCUGGCGUUCGUCGAGUACCCCUCCAGGGACGCUGCGCCCCCGCUUACCCCCUACCCUGACUGGGCCUCUCAAAAGGUGGGCCAAUGCCAGGGCUUGACCUCGGUGUUCAGGGUCACAACAGAUGAGUGCGGAAGGCUGUGGGUCCUCGACACAGGCAUAGCAAGUUCCAUUCAGCACGAGUACACUAGAGUCUGUCCUGCCAAGGUGCUCACCUUUGACCUCAAAACAGACAAACUUGUCAACACCUUCAUCCUAAAAGACGAAGAAGCUGUGAGAAACGAGUCGUUGCCUGUUAACAUCAAGGUGGAGUAUCCAAAGGGCACCUGCGGCUCGCCAAAAGACGCGUUCCUUUACAUUGCAGACACUGCCUCCUUUGCGAUAAUCGUUGCUGAUUUGUCUUCUGGCCAGUCGUGGCGAAUCAUUCAGAAAACCGUUCUCCCCGAUCCAGAAGCAAGCACUUUCCACGUUGGAAAAGAAACCUUUGAAAUGAUGAACGGAGUUAUGGGAAUGGCCCUAAGUACCCCUUGGAAAGGCGAUCGAACAUUAUUUUUUUCGUCAAUGAGCUCAUUCAAACAGCACUGGGUGAAAACGUCCGUUCUUCGCAACAAGGACUCUGUCUUGAGCCCUCCACGCGAUGCUUUCAAAACCGGGUCCCUGCCGCGAACCAGCCAAACAGGCACCUACGCCAUGGAUAAGAAUGGUGUGCUGUUUUUUGGGCUGCUAAACUCGAAUGCCCUCGUUUGUUGGAACUCUCGCCGCAACCCCUACGAAAGUAGGUUCUUCGGCGUCUUGGCGCAGGACAAAAUGGCGAUGAAGUUCCUCGCAGAAGUAACGAUUGAUGAAACUGGGCGCCUCUGGGCUAUUUCUUCAGGCAUACAGAAGUAUUUCUCAGAAAAAAUGAACCCCAAUGAGAUCAGCACUCGCAUUUUUAUGAGCGAAAGCACUGAAAUUGCAGUCAAGGGAACCGUUUGUGAGAAUGUCGAAAUUAAGAAGAAAAAGACCUACAAGAGGAGCAGAUAUAAUGAUCUUUGAUGCCCGACGUUUGUAAACAAUUUCGAUAUGAAUCAUCCCACCAAUAAAUAUCCAGAAAAUUAAUAUUCAAA
Cloeon dipterum is the source of this 1430-nucleotide messenger RNA. RefSeq names its product protein yellow-like. Bases 55 to 1359 code for a protein of 434 amino acids. NCBI's taxonomy places the organism in Eukaryota, Metazoa, Arthropoda, Insecta, Ephemeroptera, Baetidae. The record is from RefSeq and is a predicted model, not a curated record. Gene Ontology annotation, cellular component: extracellular region. The transcript has 5 exons.